AGAAAUCUGAGCUUCUCAGAGAAGAACACGAAAGCUGAGAUAAACACAUUGAUCAAGAAUCUCAUUUCUAAAAUAAAAGUCCGGUGGCAAUCGGGAAGGAACAGCUCAGGAGAACUGGACAUCAAGGAUGCAAUUCAGACAGCUCUCCAGACAACAGUGAUGGAUGUUUUGCUCCCAGAUCCGCUAACAUUUGGUUUCAGACUGGUCAGAAACAGUCUGGAGACGGACUCUGAGACAAAGGCUCAGUCUCCAUUUCCAACGGGAUCUGUUCUGUCACAUGAAGUCACUCCUAUGGAGGUUCUGGUUCGUAAUAACACAAGCGAAGCUAUCAAGUUGAAUCUAAGUGUUACUUGCAGGGACGUAGCUGGACAGAACUGCACUGAAGGAGCUGAUGCCACUGUCCUCUGGGCUGGUGCUCUUAGUGGAAUCUCAAUGGAAGUUGCGCCGCUGCAAGAAGCAAGACACUGUUUCUCACUCUACUUCCUUGUUCCAGGAGAGUACACGAUGGUAGCAGCAGCUGUAAUUGAAGACGCUAACAAUGUACUCAGAGCAAGAGCACGAACCGCAUCUUCAAACGAACCCAUCUUUUGUCGUGGACCGCCAUUUCAUGUCCGUGUUGUUGGAGGCGCACUGUGAUCCGUUUUUACCCAUCCAAAUCUGGAUUUUACUAUGUUUGUUGAGUUCACGAGAAUCAAUUAAAGUUCUGGUUCAAGUAAUGGGUCUUAUAUAUCAUAUGCUUGUGUGUGUGUUUCUGUGUCUCUUUUUUUUUUGCCUUGGAGCAUCAUAUGAUCAUCAUGCAUAUUCUGUAUGGCUUUUUUUCUUUUUGGAAUUUUAUGGCCUCAGUUCUGAGACCUUUCUUCUCAAAGUAAAUUGUUUGUACUCCGCUCAGUAAGUUCAGUUUUUAAUGAUAAAAGAACGAUUAUACCA
Camelina sativa (false flax) is the source of this 927-nucleotide messenger RNA. The record is from RefSeq and is a predicted model, not a curated record. Lineage: Eukaryota; Viridiplantae; Streptophyta; Magnoliopsida; Brassicales; Brassicaceae.